Messenger RNA from Lepisosteus oculatus (spotted gar), 497 nucleotides. RefSeq names its product myb-like protein X. Lineage: Eukaryota; Metazoa; Chordata; Actinopteri; Semionotiformes; Lepisosteidae. The record is from RefSeq and is a predicted model, not a curated record.
ACUACAAUCAAACUGAUCCAGGUGUCUCAUCCAGGCGAGCAACAGAUCUUCCCUACAGUUAUCAAACCUCCAUACACCAUGAAGACCGCAAUCUUCCUGUCGUGCAUUAUUGGUCUAACCAUUGCUAUUCCGGCUAAUCAUGACCAUCAACGAGUUAAACGUUCGCGUUCAUUCUCAAGCUCAGACUCAAACUCACUGGAACUAAAUCAAGUGCCUACCUCUGCACUACUCCAGCUGAUCCAGAACAUAAUUAAAACUCUGGCUGCAACAACUCCAACGACUACGACUCCAACGACUACGACUCCAACGACUACGACUCCAACGACCACGACUCCAACAACCACUACAUUGCCUACAACAAAAAAGCCAUAAAUUCAAAUAUACAAUGAUUGUAUCCUACUGUAUCAUUCCUAGUCUGAACUAACUCUUUCUCUACGACCUUAAACUUCUUAAAAGUAACGACUUCUCAAAAAAUAAUAAACUUACAGCAGGUAUCA